Molecule: messenger RNA, 376 nt
Organism: Ruditapes philippinarum (Manila clam)
Lineage: Eukaryota; Metazoa; Mollusca; Bivalvia; Venerida; Veneridae
Exons: 1
Source: RefSeq, a predicted model, not a curated record
AUGUGUCAACACCACGUGUCAUUACCACGUGCCACCACAUAUCACCAACAUUUGUCACCACCACCACCACGUGUCACCACUACAUGUCAACAACACAACCACAACGUGUCAACACCACGUGUCACCACCACGUGUCACCACAUAUCACCACCACAUGCCACUACCACCACGUGUCACCAUCAACACAUGCCACAAACACAUGUCACCUACACAUGUCACCACCACGAGUCACCACCACCACGUGUCACCACAAUCACCACGUGUCACCACCACAUGCCACAACCACCACGUGUCAUCACCACUUGUCACCACCACAACGUGUUACCACCAGCACCACCACCCGUGUCAACACCACCGCGUGUCACCACCACCACAU